GUGAGGGCGUUGUUUCUUCAGUCUCCCUUUCAGUCCAAAGACGACAGCGUGUCCAUCAUGGAUGGAACUGACGAAGGGAUUUCUGCCUGGAUCACUGUGAACUUCCUCACCGGUGGUCUCCAUGGAGCUGACUCGCCCACAGUGGGGAUGUUGGACUUGGGCGGGGGUUCGACUCAGAUCACCUUCAGUCCUCAGGACGAGAAAACCAUCCAGACCUCACCUAUCGACGACAUCAGAUCCUUCCAGAUGUUCAACAACACACACACCGUCUACACUCACAGUUACCUGGGUCUGGGUCUGAUGUCAGCUCGACUCGCCGUCUUAGGGGGCGUCGACGGUUCGCCCCUAGGGGGCAACACUGAGCUGGUCAGCCCCUGCCUUGCUUCAGAGUACUCUGGCAGUUGGGAGCAUGCUGACGUCGUCUACACUGUGAAGGGACAGAAGGCAGGGGAACCGGUUUACGAGGCGUGUCUCACCAAAGUGGAGAAGGUUCUGUACAGGAAGGUGACGAAGCCGUCUGAAGUUGCUGACGUGGAUUUCUACGCCUUCUCCUACUACUACGACCGAGCCGUCGACCUCGGAGUCAUCGAGGAGAAGAAGGGCGGAACCAUCAAAGUGUCCGACUACACGGAUGCAGCAAAAACAGUGUGCAGCGGGGAGUCCGUCCCUCAGCAGAGUCCGUUCCUCUGUCUGGACCUCGUCUACAUCUCCGUCCUGCUGCAGGAGCUCGGCUUUCCUCCACACAAACACUUCAAGCUGGCCAGGACCAUCGACCAGGUGGAGACCAGUUGGGCUCUCGGAGCGACGUUCCACUACAUCGAGUCCCUGAAGAGACACUGAAGGCUUUUAUUUUGAAAGGAUUCUGAAUGUUGAAGAUCUGACGCUGGUCACGAUCCUCUGACCUCUGACCUCCGUGAAGCCUGACCGCUGUCAGGCUUCACUCCUGCUCCAUGUGACCGCUCUGACUGUCCAAUCACACGCUGCUUCCUGUUCAGGUGGAUCCAGCUUCGUCUCUGACCUCGUGGAAACGCUCCGACGCGUGAUCGCUCCAGUUUCACUUCAUGACUCUGGAUUUUAACGCUUUAGUUUCUUGUGACGAUUUUGAAUGUUUUUGUGCCAAAAGUAAAAAUUUUUAAGUAACUUCAGAAACUGUGACUCCGAAGAUUCUGAAGCUUUGUCUUUUAAAGCUCUGGUGGGUGAACUGAACUUUUCUAUCAUGAAGUCUCGUCCUUCACAACUUUAACUUCUGACGUUUACAUAAAGUUUAUUUAAUCAAC
Messenger RNA from Paralichthys olivaceus (Japanese flounder), 1277 nucleotides. The record is from RefSeq and is a predicted model, not a curated record. Lineage: Eukaryota; Metazoa; Chordata; Actinopteri; Pleuronectiformes; Paralichthyidae.